This is a messenger RNA of Medioppia subpectinata, 405 nucleotides long. Lineage: Eukaryota; Metazoa; Arthropoda; Arachnida; Sarcoptiformes; Oppiidae. The record is from the annotation of a GenBank genome assembly.
AUGCGCUCUGUUCGGCCGACACAACGACAUAACACUUGCGAUGUUAGCUCUGAAAACAAUUAUUCAUCCGACGGUACCGUUGAUGAGGACUCGCAGAUCAGACUCAGGCUUAAGAGACGAUUACAGCGAAACAGAACCGCUUUCUCUGACCAACAAAUCAAAGCACUAGAAAACGAGUUUGAGAGGACUCAUUACCCGGAUGUGUUCGCUCGUGAAAAGCUGGCCGACAAGAUAUGUUUACCCGAACCUAGAAUUCAGGUCUGGUUUUCAAAUAGAAGAGCCAAAUGGAGACGAGAAGAGAAACUGAGAAAUACUAAUCAAAAGAAAGGCCAAACGCAGACCAAUUCAAUCAGACAAAAGGGACGAAAGCAAACACUAAUAACCGCUCAAAUCAUACCGAAGUGA